CGCGCAGCGCAGGCGGCGCGGAUCGCAGGGAGCCGGUCCGCGGCCGGAACGGGGUCUCGGGUGUGCGUGUGCGACAGAACUCCGGGGACACGGCCACGAUGAACACGGUGCUGUCGCGGGCGAACUCGCUGUUCGCCUUCUCGCUGAGCGUGAUGGCGGCGCUCACCUUCGGCUGCUUCAUCACCACCGCCUUCAAAGACCGGAGCGUCCCGGUGCGGCUGCACGUCUCGCGGAUCAUGCUAAAAAAUGUAGAAGACUUCACUGGACCUAGAGAAAGAAGUGAUCUGGGAUUCAUUAACUUUGAUGUGACAGCAGAUCUAGAGAAUAUAUUUGAUUGGAAUGUUAAGCAGUUGUUUCUUUAUUUAUCAGCAGAAUAUUCAACAAAAAAUAAUGCUCUGAACCAAGUUGUCCUUUGGGACAAGAUUGUUCUGAGAGGUGAUAAUCCGAAGCUGUUGUUGAAAAAUAUGAAAACGAAGUAUUUUUUCUUUGACGAUGGAAAUGGUCUCAAGGGAAACAGGAAUGUCACUUUAACCCUGUCUUGGAAUGUCGUGCCAAACGCUGGGAUUCUACCUCUUGUGACAGGAUCAGGGCACGUGUCUGUCCCGUUUCCAGAUACCUAUGAAAUUAUGAAGAGUUAUUAAAUUAUUCUGAAUUUGAAACAGCAUAUUUUUAUACUUAACAAAUCGUAUCUCAUUCAUGUCCUCCCUUGCAUCUGCAUUUGGUUUUGGUUGUUAAGUUAAUUUUUUUUAAUAAGAACUAACAUCAGAAGGCAUAUUUGAAGGGGAAGGUUAAUGUGCUACUUAAUUUUACAAUCAAAACAAAGGAAAAGAAGGCCGCCAGAGUGGAGUAUUGUAAGAAUAAGAAAGCUACACCACAGGAGUUGUCCAGUUUAUCUUUGCCGUGUUCCCUGUGUUCCCAUUGUUGACGGACUGGAGGGAGCGUGACGGGCCACAGCGUCAGGGGCAGUGGGCCUGCGGGAACUGUUGUAUGCCUUGGGCUUGAGCAGUUCACACUGCGUGUGAUUCGGUGGUCAGCCUCUUGGAGCUCCUCGGGGCUGUCGGGCCUGGAGACAUUACUGUGGGCAUUGGGGAGAAGCCUGGUUUACAGAAGAGCCAAGAGGGUGGGGAUUGUGUCCAUGUGUCUUAGGAAGGCCCAUAAUGCUUGUUUUCUUACAGGUGACAAGCAACUUUCUCCACUUAAGGAAUAAAUACCUCCUUCUAUGCUGUAAA
This is a messenger RNA of Molossus molossus (Pallas's mastiff bat), 1229 nucleotides long. RefSeq names its product signal peptidase complex subunit 3 (gene SPCS3). Gene Ontology annotation, cellular component: membrane; signal peptidase complex. Gene Ontology annotation, biological process: protein targeting to ER. The transcript has 5 exons. The record is from RefSeq and is a predicted model, not a curated record. The coding region runs from base 99 to 641 and encodes 180 amino acids. NCBI's taxonomy places the organism in Eukaryota, Metazoa, Chordata, Mammalia, Chiroptera, Molossidae.